ACAGAUUACUGGGGAUGUCAUAGUGCUCUACACCAUUUCUGAAGAGGUCAUUGAGGUGUUUUCAUCUCUAGUAACCGAAAGAUCUGAAUUGGUUUGUCUGGGGUCAUCUAGAAUACUCCAGAAUGUUGUUUUAAGAGUAACUAAACAAGUUGAGAAUUUGGCUAUAGACCAGUUUUUGAUUUAACAUCAUGGUACGGAUCACAUGCACCAUCUCCUUCAGCACCGACGAUGAGCCAGUUCGUCGCUCGCGCCAAGGCAGCUUUGACGAUCACUACAAGCGCGUGGUGUGGUCAAGAGAUGGCGAACACGGCAAGUACCAGGAGGAGGGUGACGAUCCGGACACAUGCAAUGGCACGGAAGAAGAAGCGCCCGACAUCAGCCUCGCCACCUUUUUCGGCGGAUGCUCCCUCCACGGAGCCAACCACGUCUUCGUAGAGGACAAGAAGAUCAGCAUCCCGGGCUUGUGGACUGUGGUCUUCCUGUUGGCGAUCUCCAUGUUCCUCAUGCAGGUGGUUGACCGUGUCAUCUACUACCUGCAGUACGACUACAUCACCAUGCUAGACGAGCGCAACGCCAGGAACAUGACGUUCCCCGCCAUCACGCUCUGCAACUACAACUCGUUCCGUCGCUCGCAGCUCAGCUACAGCGACUUGCUUUUCAUGGGGCCGCUCUUGGGAUACGAAGACAACAUGGCUCCGGGAAUCCCUUUGGCACCGGAACCCGACCGGCAAGGGUCUCGAUUCAGCCUCGCCGAGUUCUUCAAUCGCACCCGUCACAGCAUGGAAGACAUGCUUCUGGAAUGCAACUUUGCGGGGAAGGAGUGCGGCCCGGAACACUGGAGAGAGAUCUUCACGCGCUAUGGAAAGUGCUACACCUUCAACUCUGGACAGGAUGGACGGCCGCUGCUGAUCACCAUGAAAGGAGGGAUGGGAAAUGGGCUGGAGCUGAUGCUGGAUAUCCAGCAGGACGAGUAUCUGCCUGUGUGGGGAGAGACUGAUGAGACGUCUUUCGAGGCGGGAAUCAAAGUCCAGAUCCACACGCAGGAUGAACCGCCUUUCAUCGAUCAGCUGGGAUUCGGAGUGGCUCCAGGCUUCCAGACGUUUGUCUCCUGCCAAGAACAGCGGCUGACGUAUCUUCCUCCUCCAUGGGGCGACUGUAAGGCUACACCCAUGGACUCUGAUUUCUUCAGCACAUACAGUAUCACCGCCUGCCGCAUCGACUGCGAGACGCGAUAUCUGGUGGAGAAUUGCAAUUGCCGCAUGGUGCACAUGCCUGGAGAUGCUCCAUAUUGCACUCCGGAACAGUAUAAGGAAUGUGCAGAUCCGGCUCUAGAUUUUCUGGUGGAAAGAGACAACGACUACUGCGUUUGCGACACGCCGUGCAACAUGACGCGCUACGGCAAAGAGCUGUCCUUCGUCAAGAUCCCUAGCAAAGCCUCUGCCAAAUACCUGGCCAAGAAGUUCAACAAGACGGAGCAGUACAUUGCAGAAAACAUCCUGGUGCUGGACAUCUUCUUCGAGGCUCUGAACUACGAGACCAUAGAGCAGAAGAAAGCCUACGAGUUAGCCGGCCUUCUUGGUGACAUUGGAGGACAGAUGGGACUGUUCAUCGGGGCCAGUAUCUUAACCAUCCUGGAGCUCUUCGACUACCUGUAUGAGGUGAUCAAGUACAAACUGUGUCGUUGCGCCAAGAAGAAACACCAGCGCAGUAACAACAACGAACGAGGAGCCGUUCUCAGCUUGGACGAUGUAAAGCGCCACGCUCCCUGUGAAAACCUUCGUACCCCGUCAACCUACCCAGCCAACAUGCUACCUCACCAUCCUGGCCAGGGCAACUUCGAAGACUUCACCUGUUGAGCAUAAAGCAAGAGCGACCUGUCUGACAGAGAACAACCAAAGCUGACCACAUCAGUACGGACCCCAUUCACAACCGGACAUUACAGAACAACCUUCUGGAUCUGCCACAUACUGGAAAACCACCAUGUCUUGAGAUAUAUCCAGACAUCGGAGUAAUGGUACCGAGCAACAAAGUAUAUUUUCACUAACACGUUCCAUGGAAAACUUUUGAUGUUUUUUGAACAUUUCAAGGAAAUACUGCCUCAAAAACGAAACUCCUUGAAGCCUAAGAAAUGACAAAUUCUGUGACUUGGACAUCGAAUAGCUUUCCGCAGCUGGACCCUGAUGCCUUUUGUGUACAUAGUGACGGCUCUAAACUGUCUUAAGACCAGUGGCUUACGUAGGUCAGUAGAUAAAUAUAGCGCUUAUUCACUGUAUGUAGCCUCAUUAGUCCCAUCCGCUGGAUCUAUUCAGCCUCAGUGUAUCUCACGAGAAUGUAACUUCCCGAACAAGGUGACCAUCACAAGCGUCAAGAGGGGGUUUUCGGGGUGCUGGAGGGUUCAGGUCCCAUAUGACAUUGUGUUACAGGUCUCAUCUUGUAAAUGCAUGCUGGUCGUCCUGUGCAUGUUUUUAGUUUUAUUUAGAUAUCAUUAUUACUAUCGCCAAGUUUGCCUCAAUUAUAUACAAGCGCUGGAAGAUGGUGUAAAGUUUGUUUUUCUGUGUAUAUGCGUGUGCGCAGGUUUUGCUGUUCUUGUGGGGGUGAAGUUUCUCAGUGAUCCCAGAAGAAUAGCAAGCUGAUAGAAGCACCUUGUCAGAACCUCUCUACGAGGAUUCAAUAUGAUACUAAACAAAUGUAUAAGUUAAUAUCUAAAAAUGCCAAGAAGGUUUAUUUUAAGUCUAGAAUCAGUCUGUCGUAUAAUUAACAUAUUUGAUAAAUGAUAAAUGGGAAUGGGAAGCCCUCAAAUUGAUACAGUGGCCCCAAAAGGUAUUUGGACACUUUCAAACAUGUCAAAAUGUGUUGCUUUAAGAUUGCACAUCAAAAAUGCUGCAGGAUUGCUAUGGUGGUUUUUAGUGAAUCUAUGAUAUCUGUUUUUCUUUUUUAAGACUUUUAAUGACAUUUAAUGAUGGCCUGUUUACACCUGGUAACUACAUGCUCUUUCUCUGAUCGGAUUGUUACCCGAUCCUAAAAAGACCAGUCGUAAAUGCCCCUGAAAACACUUUUGAGAUGGAUUUAAAUCUGAUCGCUCAAACCACUUCAGGAGGUGAUCUGGCUGAUUGCUGAAACCACUUGGCUAACAUUACUGUCCGUGAUACCAAUUGGUACUGAAAUUUUAAAGGGAUAGUUAAUCCUAAAAUGAAAUUUCUGUCAUUAAUUACACACCCUUAUGACCUUUGUUCCUCUUUGGAACACAAAUUAAGAUUUUUUUAAUGCAUUCCGAGAGCUCAUUAUGUGACAAAAAUGGAAGAAAACACAUGAAGUGACCAGGUGUAAACAAGUCCUCAGGCAUUUGUAGUUGUGACUAAAAGUGUUCAUUUCUGUCUAGGGCUAAUGUAUGAAUACAUGAUUGUUUAUGUGCGCAUGAAGGUGUGACUGAGCACGAAUGUUUGUGACGAAUGUUUCAUUAUUUGCGCUGUGUUGCUGGUCUGUUUCUGGACGAAAGGGUUUCCAGGAUCAGGAAUGUAACAAACCAAAGAGUUUGUAUCGCUGGGUGGACCAGACCGAUCACUCGUACAGCACACCGGUCAUCACCGCAAACUGUUGUAGUUGUGCGUGUGUAUGUGUGCAUGUGUGUUUGUUUGUGCGAGACUGUUAUUCCUCCGUCUUUAUUUUCGUUUCGUUAAUGAAUACCGAACUUCGCAUUUAACGGCUUACUGUUUAUUUCCGCUCUGUACUUGCCGAUACGUAUUUGUUAAUGUCGCAAACUUCAUAUCAAAGCACAAACAAGACCACCGAUAUGUAAAGGUGAUGUUAAAGAAUGAUAAAAUAUUCUUAUCAGUGUUAUCAUAAUCGACAGAUUCAUUGGUACUCUUUAUUCUUUAGUUUUUUGUUUUUUUUUUACUACAAACAUACAUAUUGCCUGAUAGUGCAGUCGGCAGAUAAUAGGCUGUUCUAUUUAUCUAUGAAGGUAUAAUAAAUAUCAUUCAUAAUUUUA
This is a messenger RNA of Puntigrus tetrazona (Sumatra barb), 3988 nucleotides long. RefSeq names its product acid-sensing (proton-gated) ion channel 1b (gene asic1b). The record is from RefSeq and is a predicted model, not a curated record. NCBI's taxonomy places the organism in Eukaryota, Metazoa, Chordata, Actinopteri, Cypriniformes, Cyprinidae. Gene Ontology annotation, biological process: sodium ion transmembrane transport. Gene Ontology annotation, cellular component: membrane.